This is a messenger RNA of Hemicordylus capensis (graceful crag lizard), 6312 nucleotides long. RefSeq names its product membrane-spanning 4-domains subfamily A member 4A-like. The transcript has 7 exons. The record is from RefSeq and is a predicted model, not a curated record. Lineage: Eukaryota; Metazoa; Chordata; Lepidosauria; Squamata; Cordylidae. Gene Ontology annotation, cellular component: membrane. Bases 204 to 761 code for a protein of 185 amino acids.
CGGAGCUGCGGUGGGUGGUGGGCCCGGCCGGAGCCUCAGGCGGCGGUGGGUGGUGGGCCCGGCUGGAGCUGCGGGCAGCGGUGGGUGGUGGGCCCGUCCGAAGCCGCGGGCGGCGGCGGUGGGCCCGUCCGGAGCUGCGGGCAACUCUUCUAGCGCAACUCUUCUAGCGCCCGUUAAGCAUCAAACUCCCUACUGCAUAACCCAUGAACAAUCUACCAAGUGGAAUAUGCAUGGUCAUCUCCCAGAAUGGCGUCAAUACUGUCCAGCCUCUGCAAGUUCUACCUGGUUCUAUACCUGGUUCUGUACCUGGUCCUAUGGAUUCCCAGUCACAGAGCUUACAGAACAGAUUCCUCAAGGGAGAGCCCAAAGCUCUGGGGGUUGUCCAAAUAAUGAUCGCCUUGAUGUCCAUUGUCUUUUGGACUAGUAUGUCUGCUGCCAGUCCUAAUACUCCAGUUUUGCUGCUAAUGUCAGCACCUUUAUUUUACCUCAUUUCUGGGUCAUGCUCAGUUGCAACUGCAAACAAAUUCACACCAAAGCGGGUGAAAUGCACCCUGGGAAUGAAUAUUGUCAGCUGUGCCGUUGCAGUGUUAGAGAUAAUUUUCAUAUUGUCAUCACAGCUGGACCGAAAUCAGAUUAUCAACCAUGCCUUUCUUUGGACAUUUAUAAGCUUCCUGAUCAUCUUUACUGUUCUGGAGUUCUCUAUUGCUUUGUCAACCUCCGUGUUUGGAUGCAAGGUCCUGUGCUGUGGCCCCACAGAGUAGGCUGGCUGCGCUUGAAGAAGGGCUGAACCCUGCUGGACCGGGCCCUUCUGCUCCUGCGUUACCGCUUCCUGAACCUGAGUCUCCAGUUCCGGAGUCGCCUUCACCAUUGCUACCUCCGCCUGCGGCACCAGUUGUUCAGCCUCCAGUGGAUACGGCUACUCCUUUGGCCCAGGGUGAGCCAGCAGCACCUACACCGCCCGGCGUCACCGGCCAGUGGCUUUGUCCCUGGCCGAUGCCUGCCAUGGGUGGAUGGGGCCCAGCUUCUUACUGGCCCCCAUAUACACAACCUUGGGUGGCGGGUUCCCCGCCGGUUUUUCCUGGAGUUAUUGCAGGCUUACAAGGCGCUGCGGAGCAGGUCUGGUUGGGCAACCGGCCCUCCAGCGGGUCGCUCCCACUCCCGGGGGUGGCCUCCUCUGCUGGAUCUGCCACGGGGGUGCAGGCGGGUUAUUAUCCGAUGGGGAUUCUGCCGUCACCUCAGCAUGCGCCCUAUGGUAGCAUGGGCCUCCCGUUAGGGGAUCACUUACUCCCUUCUACAAAAGAAAAAAUCCUUAAGGGUGAAUAUGUGGACAUUUUUAGCUUGUUGUUCAGGGAACCUGAGGUUAAGCAUAAAGAGGGGGAAUCUUGUAAGGAGCACGAAGCCACCAAGAGAAAGCCGGUCGAAAAGACUUGGAAUAAUUGGCUUUCUGGCUUCACGAUUUAUAUGGGGGUUAUUGUCCAAGCCCAGCCCGCAAGGGGCCCUGCCCUGUUAAAAUACAUGGAUAUAAUUCACAGGGCGGUCUCCGACUUUGCUGGAUCUUCCUGGGUACGGUACGAUGAGAGUUUUAGAAUGAGGGCUGCCCUUGACCCCACAUUGCCCUGGGAUGCUCCGUUGCAGGAGUUGUGGCUGGUUACUAUGUCUCCAGCCCGGCCCAUAGAGGGAGAUAGGUCUGACAGUGGGCAUUUGCUUUCUAAACCAUCGGGGGUUUUGCCCUCAGGGAGUCCUGGGCAACAGUGGGUUCAACCCCACCUUGUUUGCUGGGAGUUUAACUCCAAUGGCAAGUGCUCCCGUUCCCCUUGUCGGUUUAAGCAUGCCUGCGGGGUCUGUGGGGCGAGGCACCCCAGUUCCUCCUGCCCCAGGGCCAAGUUUGGGGGUUCCGGGGCUAAGUAUAGGCAGGGGAGCAGUAAAAAGGGUGGCCCUCCUCCACCCGCUCCGAAUAAAGGGUCCUAGCCCUAUCAAGGUGAAGGUGCUUGAGCAGCUGUUGCUGGACUAUCCUGACCAGUCAGCAGCUUCUUAUUUGUUAUGUGGCUUCCGGGAUGGUUUCAGAAUUCCCUCUUCGGCCCGUAGGGGAUUAGGCAGUUCUCGCAAUCUGAGAUCAGUGGUUGGUAAGGAGGAAGUUGUUGUUAGGAAAAUUGGUAAGGAGGUGGCUGCGGGCAGGGUGAUGGGGCCUUUUGCCAGUCUCCCCUUCCCCAGCCUUAGGGUCUCCCCAUUAGGGGUGGUCCCUAAAAAGGUUCCUGGUGAAUUUAGGUUGAUUCACCACCUUUCUCAUCCCAGGGGGUCCUCAGUAAAUGAUGGCAUCCCUGAUAGCUUAUGCUCUGUACGUUAUACCUCAUUUGAUGAGGCCGUGGAAGUGGUCAGGGGUAGGGGCCCCGGGGCCCUUUUGGCGAAGUGUGAUAUUGAAUCCGCCUUUCGCCUGUUGCCAGUACAUCCAAAUGACUUCGAGCUGCUGGGCUUUGCAUUUGCUGGCCAAUUUUAUUUUGAUAGGGCUUUGCCUAUGGGCUGCUCGAUUUCCUGCGCAGCAUUCGAAACAUUCAGCUCCUUUUUGGAGUGGGCAGUUAGGCGCCAGGCGGGUCUUCCCUACACGGCUCAUUUUUUAGAUGAUUUUCUUUUUACAGGCAGGGGGAAUUCGAGGGAGUGCCACCAUUUACUUCGCUCCUUCAUGGAGCUAACAGACCGGCUAGGUGUCCCUUUGGCACGGGAUAAGACGGAGGGGCCGGUCACGUGCCUCGCCUUUUUGGGGAUUGAGUUGGACACUGUUGCCGGUUGCUCCAGGCUGCCUCAGGCCAAGCUGCGGGUUUUAUUGGACAUGGUUAGGUCCCUUGGUCGCGCCCGUAAGGUCUCCCUUAGGGAUCUCCAGGUUGUUUUGGGUCACCUCAAUUUUGCCUGCAAAGUGGUGGCUCCGGGCCGGGCCUUUUUGCGCCGGUUAUGUGACCUGACUGUGGGCGUUAGGGCUCCCCAUCACAGAGUACGAAUUACGGAGGGUGCCCGGGCCGACCUGGCUCUUUGGGAAGCAUUUCUCACUGAUUUUAAUGGGGUGUCUUUCUGGCGGGAUGUUAGACUUCUGGAAACCGACCUGCAGGUCCACUCUGACGCUGCAGGUGGAAUAGGUUUCGGGGUUUAUUUCAGGGGACGUUGGUGUUCCGCCAGGUGGCCCGAGGACUGGUUCAGGCAGGGGGUUUCCCGGGACCUGACUUUCCUAGAGCUCUUUCCAAUUGUGGUGGCCGUGCAUAUUUGGUCCGCUGAGUUUGCCAACUCCUCAGUUGUGUUUUGGUGUGACAAUCUGGCAGUUGUCCAGAUUGUCAAUAGUCAGACUUCCCAGUCCCCGAGGGUCAUGGUUUUGGUUAGGGCAUUGGUAUUGCAGUGUCUGCGGGCUAACAUCCUUUUCCGGUCCCGCCAUGUUCCGGGUAUCCGGAAUGACAUAGCUGACGCUUUGUCUCGUUUUCAGUUAAACAGGUUCAGAGCGUUAGCGCCCGAGGCCGCCCUUCACCCGGAACCCAUGCCAGCUUUUCUGUGGGAACUUGGCAGGCGGAGGCACAGCGGGCCAUAGCGGCAUCUCUGGCGCCUAGCACCAGAGUGAGCUACACAGCCAAGCUUGAGGCUUUCUCUCUUUUUCGAAAGACUGAAGGUUUGGCGGAGGUGUGGCCGGUCCCUGUAGAGCAACUUCAGCAGUUUUUGGUCUUCCUCCGCAGGGCGGGGCGUGCGGUAUCCACUUUGGGGGGCUAUCUUGCCGCGUUAGCUUUUGAAGCCCAGGUUCGUGGGGUUGGUGAUUCCUCCACCGACCCGCGGGUGCGGCGCAUGUUGGAGGGUUGGGCUAGGGGGGAGCCUAGGACUAGGGACCCCAGACGCCCUUUUACUCUGGAGUUGGUGGCUUCAACGCUGGGCCAACUAGUGGGGUGCUGCUCUGGCCCAUGGGAGGUGUCGCUGUUUAGGGCUGCACUGUUGGUUGCCUUUUUUGGGGCCUUCCGUCCAGGGGAGUUGCUUCCCCGCAGCGGGUCUUCCCCCAGGGACCGCUGCUUGCAAUAUUCUGAUUUAUCUUUCGGUGACGGGGAGGUGCGUUUGCUCCUUCGUCGCUCCAAGACGGAUCAGAGGGGCAGAGGCCAGACGGUUCGCCUCGCGGCGGCCGGGAAUAUCAAUGUAUGCCCCGUGGUGGCCCUGAGGCAGUACGCUGGGCUGGGCCCCUUUUCGGGGGGAUGUCUUUUUACCCACAGCAAUCAGACUCCUCUGACGCAGUAUCAAUUCUUGGCGGUGGUGAGGAAGGCUCGGUUGGCCGCGGGGGUUGCGCUCCAGGGGCUUACUCUACAUUCAUUUCGUAUUGGUGCGGCCACCACCGCUACACGUAUGGGGCUUCAGGAGGUCGAAGUUCAGAGGAUUGGACGUUGGAGGUCCGUGGCGGUCAGGCGUUAUGUGCGCUGACAGCGGACAGGUGUGGGCUCUACUGACCUGUUGCUUUCUUUUGGCAGGUGCUGGCGGGGCGGCGGUCCCGGUCCGAGUCCUGAUGUGUGGCCAUUCGUUGGUCUUCUGGGCUUUCAAGCGGGCCAGCACCACCCGCUGGGGAUCCCAGUUGGGUUUAGGAAGCAAGGCUUCAGUUUAUUGGUUGGGCAUGAGGGGCAUGCUCUGGAAUCAGUUGCUUCCAGCAUUGAGGGAGCAUUUAGAUAGGUUUCCCAUUCCCGACAUCCUGGUUCUUCAUUUAGGGGAGAAUGAUUUGGGCCGGCGGCCUGGCCUCGCCAUCCUUCAGCAAGCCUCCUCGGAUUUGUCUAUUUUGCACAGCUGGAUGCCUGGCGUGCGCAUAAUAUGGGUUAAUUGGCUCCAGCGCAGGGUGUGGCGGGGUGCUCAUUCUUGCCUUAGCUUGGAAAAGGCACGCAGGAAGAUUUCAGCCGCAAUAGGUAAAUUGGUUUUGGCGGCCGGGGGGUCUGUGGUGCGGCAGCCAGAUAUAGCUGCUCGCUUUCCCGAGUUAUUCCGCCCUGACGGGGUCCACCUGUCUGAGAAAGGUUGUGAUUUGUAUCUGCAUAAUAUCCGGGAAGUGAUUGCUGAAGGUUUGGAGGGGGUGGGGCAGGAAGGUCAAGCGAGGGCUAACCUUCCUGGGUGGCGGUAACAGUGCGGGCUGUGGGUAAGGAGGUCUAGAUUUCGGUGAGCACCCUUGGACAUUUUAAGGUGGAUUGGUCAAUUGCUUCCUUGUGGCCUGUGCGGCACGGGAAGAAUUACAUUGCCAAGAAACCUGCUUCAGGACUUCACCUACCUUUGGGCUGUGCGGUCCGGGGAGGUAAAGAUCUGAAGCUGUCCAGAUCCCCUCUUCUAAAAGGGGUGGUUGGCUUUGAAGGAAUUGGACGGGAGCUACCUGCCUCUUUCCUGAGCCAGGGUGUGUCGCCCUUGCAGGCGAUGGGUAGGACGUUUUGAAUCCUAGCCCACGCCUAGGUGCCCGCACUGUUUUUAUGUUGGUGAUUAAUCACCUUGUUUCCAGUCCGCCACAAAUGUUGUUAUAUUAAUAAAGCGUGGCCCGUUUCUCCCAUUAAAAAAUGUCUCUGUGUCUUCUUGGGCUGGGGUCUGGGUACAAUCCCCCUCCCCUUGCCUCGUGCAAGUGGGAGGGUGUUUGUCCCAGCCCGGGACUCACGAGCCCAAGAAGGAGCCUGAUUGGUUGGCUGGCUCGUGGUGGGCGGGGCUUGCUGAGAGGCCGAGCGUUUCCCCGCUCUGGCCUCUCAGUCGGCUGUUUGUUUCCCCCUCCCUCCCUCCCUGUUGCAGAGCGGGUCUAGUGACUGGUCGCCUAUGGGCCGAGUAGGAAUUUUUUGCUCUCAACUUAUUGGCUGUUGUUGGGGGUUUUUUCGCCUACUCUGUUCUGCAGUCAGUUGGUAGUUAGGUUCUAGGUUGGCCACGUUGGCGGUAACAGUGCGGGCUGUGGGUAAGGAGGUCUAGAUUUCGGUGAGCACCCUUGGACAUUUUAAGGUGGAUUGGUCAAUUGCUUCCUUGUGGCCUGUGCGGCACGGGAAGAAUUACAUUGCCAAGAAACCUGCUUCAGGACUUCACCUACCUUUGGGCUGUGCGGUCCGGGGAGGUAAAGAUCUGAAGCUGUCCAGAUCCCCUCUUCUAAAAGGGGUGGUUGGCUUUGAAGGAAUUGGGCGGGAGCUACCUGCCUCUUUCCUGAGCCAGGGUGUGUCGCCCUUGCAGGCGAUGGGUAGGACGUUUUGAAUCCUAGCCCACGCCUAGGUGCCCGCACUGUUUUUAUGUUGGUGAUUAAUCACCUUGUUUCCAGUCCGCCACAAAUGUUGUUAUAUUAAUAAAGCGUGGCCCGUUUCUCCCAUU